Molecule: messenger RNA, 661 nt
Organism: Vanrija pseudolonga
Lineage: Eukaryota; Fungi; Basidiomycota; Tremellomycetes; Trichosporonales; Trichosporonaceae
Exons: 2
Coding region: 8-661 (217 amino acids)
Source: RefSeq, a predicted model, not a curated record
UAACGCCAUGCAGCUCACCGAGACGCCGCCGUCCACGAGCGCGAGCGCAUCAGCCUCGCCGAGCUCGUCGCGCUCGGCCUCCCCGGUCCCCUCGGACCCCCCCUCGCCCCUCCUCCAGCCAACAGGCAACCCGUUCCCCUCGCUCGACCAUCUGCGGUCCUCGCUGCCGUCGUCGCGCGCCGCGUCCCCCUUCCCAGACCUGGACCAGGUGCCAGCAGCAGCGGAGCUCCACGGGCCGUUUGAGAACCUCCUCACCGCGGCGGCGGGCAAGCUCGACACGGCGCUCCUGUACGCCUCGGAGCGCUCGCACGCGGCGCUCGACGACGCGAGCCACCGCGCCGAGAAUGCGCCCGCGCUGCGCGGCCGCACCGAGGCGACGAGCGCCGUCAUCUCCGGCGUUGGGGCGGGGCUCGACGGCGUGUUCGCCGGCGUGAGCUGGAUGCUGGGGGCCGUGCUGGCCGGCGUUGGGCGGGGCAUCGACCACGGCCUCGGGCUGGAUCGCGUGGUAGACGAGCGCGACAGCCCUGCCGCCGCCGCGGCGCAGGAAGAGAACGUCAUCUUCUCCGCGUACGCUGCCGACCCGGACUCCAACCAGCCGCUCGCGCCGGGCGAGCGCGCCGAGGAGAAGAGGGAGACGACCAAGGCCGCCGACAAGGCAUAG